UGGCGCGGCGGCAGCAGUGGUGCCGGGGCCGGCGUGACUGCCCCUCAAUGGCGUCCUUCCAGCGGCAGAAGGCGCAGCGGCUGGCGCGGGCGGACGCCAGCAGGAAGGGCGCGGUGGACGAAGGUGCCGCCGCUGUCGUGCAGCUGCUGAACGAGCGGGCCCGCUUCUGCACCACCAGCUCCUGCUCGGGCCGCCUCGUCCUGGUGCAAAGCAGCGCCGCGGACACGAACAGCUGUGAGAUCCAGAAGAAAGACUGCAGGUGGCUCAUGGUGACACAUGAAACGUGUGCCAAAGACGACGUGCUGGCAGCUCUAGAGAAAUCCACCGGUGACGUGGUGCUCAAGUUUGAGCCGUUUGUCCUCCACGUGCUGUGUCAAGAGCUGCAGGACGCCCAGCUCCUGCACUCCGUGGCAAUCAAUUCUGGGUUCAGGAACUCUGGCAUUACAGUUGGCAGAGGAGGAAAAGUUAUGAUGGCUGUCCGGAGCACUCAUUGCUUGGAAGUUCCACUGACCCACCAGGGGAAAUUGCUGGUCUCUGAAGAAUACAUUGAAUUUCUGGUGCACAUAGCUAAUGGGAAGAUGGAAGAAAACACAAGGAGGAUUGACAGGUUCUACAAAGGCUUAGAGUUGGCUCUGGCAGCCGGCACCAGCGUCAGCAGCUCUGCUGAAGGGAGGGAGAAGAGUCACUCCGUGUACCUUCACAGGAGGAAGAGGAGGACCAGCCAAGAACAAGAUGUCCACACCCCUCCAGAGGACCACAGUGAAGACUCAGGGCCUGAGGAGGACACAGAAAACAGUUUUGAUAUUUUUGCUGAAGUCCUGACAUAGACUAAGUCACCUGAAAGCAAAAUCUGGUGAUAACUACAGUGCUCUUUGGAAGAGACACACAUGCUGCUCUGUGCUAGGGAGCAGCACUCUCAGGGACAGCUACCAGGAAAAGGGGAAUUAAACAGAGCUGUGAACAGGUUUAGCAUCAGAAGCACAGAGAGCAAAGCCUCAGAAUGUUGUGAGGGUUUUUUAACAGCACUAGUGAAUUAACAAUCUUUUACUCUGCCACUUACCACAGCCUGGUUUGGCCCAGCCUUUGGCCACAUUCCCUGUGGAAGUGUCACUUCCAGCUCUGGGUUUAACCCUUCUGAUUUCUGCUGGAAGGGCUCUUACUCCUGAGGGCUCUUAAUCCCUGCAGGACCUCUGCAAAGCAGCAUGCACCACUCCAGCUGUCCCUCUCAGAAAACACAGAGCCAAACAUUGGUCAGCUGAGAGGUUGGAGGCUGGAAUGGAAAAGCAGCAGCUCCUACUGCUCUCUGCUGGCUUCACCUGGGGGCCUCCAGGACCCUUCCAGCCUGUGCCAGGCAACAGCACUGGUGCUGUUCUCCUGCCCCUCACUGCUCCUGGCUCCAGUCCCACUGUGCUCAGUGUCUGCUUCCCUCAGCAAGCAUCCAUUCAGUAUUGCUCAGCCAGCUCUGGUCUGAUGGUUCCUUAGCUCACUCACACAUUGUUCUGUGUGGGACCCAGCCUUGGUCCCAGCAGUGGGGCAGAAAGUCAACCCCAGUGUACAGUGAGGGGCUUCCUCACCAGCCUCUGAACCACUGACAUGCAAUAAAAACAUAA
Dryobates pubescens (Downy woodpecker) is the source of this 1610-nucleotide messenger RNA. It is a transcript of the gene TYW3, whose product is annotated as tRNA-yW synthesizing protein 3 homolog. Gene Ontology annotation, biological process: tRNA methylation. The coding region runs from base 48 to 827 and encodes 259 amino acids. Gene Ontology annotation, molecular function: tRNA methyltransferase activity. The record is from RefSeq and is a predicted model, not a curated record. NCBI's taxonomy places the organism in Eukaryota, Metazoa, Chordata, Aves, Piciformes, Picidae. Gene Ontology annotation, cellular component: cytoplasm. The transcript has 6 exons.